UUUAAGCCUAAUAAGGACUACGAUUUUUGCCCACAUUGACAGGCUAUAUUUCUACAGCUAAUUUUUGUCGUCAAUGAUAUUUUGUAAACCAACUGCGUAUGCUUUUGUACUAGUAUUGUAUCGUAAAUGCACACUGUCACUGUUCCUGUGGGUAUUCGGACGCGGUCAGGUUUGCAAAUCGAAAGUAGAAUUGACCUAUAAGAUUAUUGACAUUUUCAAAUAGCAAUAAUAAUGCAUAAAUUCUUAAUCAUAGACUGAAAAAAUUUAAACGAAUGUUUCCAUUGCAAUUUUGUAAAAGUUAGCCUACCUUAACCAAAUCUCAAAGAUAUUGCACCAUUUAUCCAUAUUGCACCCAAUAUUUUUCAUGAAUUAGUUUAUCCUAAUGCUGUCUUAAUCUGGUCUUUCCAUGUAAAAUGGUAGGAUAACCCACCAUAAAUAAAUAUCUCCAAAUAUCUCGACAAUUACACCACAAUAUUUAUAUAUACACCAAGUCUUAAAUCAGUUUUGCACAUUUAUAGUCACUAAAUAAACGGCCAUGUUGUACUUAAUAAGCUAUGACCAUUUAACCAUCCAUAAAUAAUAAACUGAAAGACUGAAAGAUGAUUACGAGUGUCGGCCAUAACAUCUGGGUACUUGUGAGUAAAAAAAUAGGUUACGUGCCCUUGUUUUGAAAUUAGUCUCGCUUAACCAGUCUACCGACCAUUCUACAUCUGAUUGACAGGCCGAGAUAACCAAGACUACUUUUUUACGAAACAUAACAGAGAGCUGGAACAAGAAAUUGAUUUUAGAAACACGCACGUUAGGCAACUCAAUAAUUGUUUUAAGAACCUUGUAAAAGUAAAAUGAAACUACGGCUAGUAUCAUGUUCAGAGAUAUUAUUUGUACUAAACCAAAAGAUGCCGCUCCUAACAGUACAGUUAAUGAUAAAGCAAAUUAAAAAAUAAAACAAACGUAAUUUCUCAAGCUGCUGUAAUAACCAAAAAGUGAAAUGUACUGCUAUUCAGAAUCGUCAACAAUAGAUUUUUUACGGCUGUAGUAGUUAUAGAUGUGUGGAGAAUUGCAUGUGCGAUGGCUAUUUAUAGUCUCAUAGACUCUAGUGCUGAGUAUUAUCAUACUGCGUAGUUAGCGAGAAAUCACUAUGAGACAAGCCACUGAAGCGUGCACAUUCGCCGUGUCGAGUCCAACUUUCUGUAGGGAAAAUUUUCACUGCACGGGUCACCCUAAAAAUGGGCCAAAUUUUCAGAAGUUGUUCGGUGAAUUCCUCAGAGAAUUAUGAAAACAAAUUAAAUGAAAUGGGGUUCAACAUCUUACUAUUCUGCACAGACUGGCGUACGCCAUACAGUGUGCUAUGAGGGAAAUUUUGCCUGGACAGCGGCACUACAGCCUACUCUUAUUUCAAAUUCCAACUUCAAGUGUCAAACCUUCAAGGGUUCUUUUACGUGUUCACCAAUGUGUAUAUAUAUAUAAUAUGUGUUAUAGUAUAGACCUAUGUAAAACGGCAAAGUUAUAUGAUACUAGCAUUAAUAUUGACAGAGAUAUGGCCUUUUGGGGUUACCAUUUCCGAUGUUUCGAAACUACUAGGCCGAUUAUAUGAAUCUAAUUUGGUGUUCUUAUUUUAUUCUUAAAAUUUGGUGGUUUUGAAGAGCUUUUUGUGUAGAUUAAGAAUACAUCAAUCAUCAGAUUUAUCUGAACAAUUCCAACUGUGUAUGGCCUGGAUUAAGUGCCCGAAUAAUAUUUCUCACCAGGAUUAUGAUGAAACCAGACCUUUUAAGAGCAUUUUUGCGUACUUCACUUUUAUCUGUCAAUAAUGGAUCCAAGGAGUAUCAUUAAUUUGUGAUUCACCAUCAAAAGCCAGGAAAAGAUUUCCUUUCAUGUCUGUACAUCCAUGUGAUUUGAAAUCCAUGUGGUGAAGACAAUAUUUAUUAAUAGCUGUAGUACUAAUGGUACAUACAUAACUAUAGUGACAUGUGUCUAUGUUGCCACUCUAUGCCAAGCUAUACAUGGGCAAAUAAAUGUUAUCAACCUCAGAGGAUUAAUUUAGGUUCUUCUAUUAAGGAUUUCAAACUUUUCAGUCAUACUCAUGGUGAGAUAUUGCAUUAGUUUUGUUGUAAGGUGCAGUAAAUCUGUGAUAGUUUGUUGAUUAACACAAGCCAUCAAUUGAUUAAAGAUACAUUAUGGGAGAUUUUUAUAAGGAGUUAGCCAUUCUUGCUAUAACAGUUCAAAAUUAGAUGAUGAAAGAAGAAUAUAUUGAAAAUUUCAGUCAAAUUACUUUAUUCUGAACAUAGUUAUCACCAGUGUAAUUUUUGACUAGCAAUGGGAUUGAAUUCCAUCUUCACAUAUUCUUAGUAUGGGCGAUCGUUUGAUUGACAGGCGUUAACUCCACCUACAUAAUCUCUGCUGUCUUUUGUCUGCUGUCAUCAUAUCUGAAUUUGUGUUUUACCUUUUUGGAUUUUUAUAACAAUUGGACAAAAUGAGUGAGAGGGACAUGAAACAAAUUGUAUAUAAUGAAUUGGUCAAGAUAUAAAUAUAUCUUAAAUGAUAUAACAAGCUUCAGCAAAUUCUUUGUUUCGUGUUCCAAAAAUCAAUUGUUUAAGAAGAAUCUUAUAAAUAUUUUUAAUAAAGCUACUGAAGAUAAGACAUUCUGCACAGUGAAGAAAAAACUAGAUCCACCCUGGAAUGUUUUAUUUUUUGGAACAGAUGAGUUUUCUGUAGAAACACUUAAAUCACUACAUGAAAGCCAGUUGGAAGAUAAAAACAGAUUAGUUAAUAAAUUGGAAGUUGCUUGUAAUCCAGGACAGAGCGCCAUCAGACAAUAUGCUGUACAAUUCCAUCUGAAGAUACAUGACUGGCCAGUUAACAUAGAGAAGGGGAAAUAUGAUGUUGGUGUUUUAGCUUCUUUUGGUCGUCUAAUUCCAGCUUCUGUUAUAAACAAUUUUCCAUAUGGCAUAUUAAACGUACAUCCAAGUUUAUUACCACGGUGGAGAGGUUCAGCUCCUAUUAUUCAUACAGUAUUAAAUGGAGAUAAAGUUACUGGAAUAUCAAUAAUGCAACUUAAACCUAAAAGGUUUGAUAUUGGACCUGUAUUAUUUCAAAAAGAAGUAGCUGUUCCAUACAGAAUUACAGCUGUUGAAUUAUGUAAUCAUUUAGCAGUUUUAGGAGGAGAAAUAUUAGUUAAUUGUCUUUGUGAUCUGCCAAAUCUAAGUAAAGAAGAAAAACAGCAAGAUGCAUCAAAAGCUACAUAUGCACCUAAAAUAACUAAAUGGAUAGGCAAACUAGAUUGGAAAAAUAACACAUGCAUCGAUAUAGACCAACGAUAUAGAGCCAUUUCUUCUCUGAUUCCCGUAUAUACAAUGUGGAGGAACAAAAAAGUCAAAUUACGUGACAUAGUCGAUCCGAAUAAUACAAGAGAUUUGUUACCAGCGAAGUUUAAAAAUUUACCAGUUGGAAGUGUUAGGUUUUAUCAGAAAGAAAACAUUUUAUUGGUAAAGUGCAAGGAUGGUUUGGUUGGUUUUAGAAAGAUAACUUACCAGAAUCCAAUGACAGCUAAAGAUUUCUUUAAUGGUUUUAUAUCAAAGACUGAACAGAAGUGUAUAGUAUUUAAUUGUGACAAUAAUGAAGAAUCAUGUGUUUCCUGAUAGUAGCUUAUUGUAGUUUUGUAAGAUAGCAGAGUACUGCCAAAUUGAUUAAAACCCAGUUUCCAGAAGUGAGCGUUCAAAAAAUGAGUUACCAAGUGCAGAGUGUUAGUGCAGAAUUGUUAUGUUUCUCCCACUUCUAAAGACCGCUACUCGCAAAUAAAAUAUUCAAUAAAAAUUUACAAUAUAUUACUCCCAAAA
Molecule: messenger RNA, 3833 nt
Organism: Patella vulgata (common limpet)
Lineage: Eukaryota; Metazoa; Mollusca; Gastropoda; Patellidae
Product: methionyl-tRNA formyltransferase, mitochondrial
Exons: 11
Coding region: 2505-3635 (376 amino acids)
Biological process (GO): conversion of methionyl-tRNA to N-formyl-methionyl-tRNA; biosynthetic process
Cellular component (GO): mitochondrion
Molecular function (GO): methionyl-tRNA formyltransferase activity
Source: RefSeq, a predicted model, not a curated record